AUUUUAAAAAAUGAGAACCACUGUUAAAGCACAAGACUCGUAGUAUUUCAUCAUUCAAUAUACACUUUCGUUAAAAUCUUCUGAAAAUCAUGGCAUCGAUCACGAUACCGGUAGCAAUGAAAUUUGCCCGUUUUUCAACAGAUAUCGUAUAUCAAAUGAAUAAAAAUUCAUUGCUCAGGUUGUCUCGAACAUCUCGCAUUUUUCCUUGGCAAAAGCAAGGAUACAGUACAGUAACUGAAGAAAAAAAUAACGAGGGAGGUGCACAAACACCAUUGCAAGAACCAACAGCGACUGAAAAAAAGUUAAAAGGAGAAAUGGAACUUCUCAUCAAAGAAAUAGUGGAGCUUAAAGAAGUAAAAAAUACUUUAGAAGAUAAAUAUAAGAGAGCAUUAGCUGAUGGAGAGAAUCUUAGAGUUCGGUUGACGAAGCAAAUUGAGGACGCCAAACUUUUUGGUAUUCAAGGUUUCUGUAAAGAUCUUCUAGAUGUAGCAGAUGUGUUAGGAAAAGCUACUGAAAGUGUGCCUAAGAGUGAAUUAACAGAUAAGAAUCCGCAUUUAAAAACGCUUUAUGAAGGUCUAAUAAUGACUGAAGCACAACUACAUAAGGUUUUUAAGAAACAUGGUUUAGUAUCCUUAAAUCCUAUCAAUGAAAAAUUUGAUCCAAACCAACAUGAAGCAUUAUUUCAACAAGAAGUAGAAGGAAAGGAACCAGGAACAGUUGUAGUUGUAUCGAAGAUUGGAUAUAAACUACAUGAACGGAUAGUUAGACCAGCAUUGGUUGGUGUAGCAAAAGGAUAACUUUUAUAUACUUAAAAUAAAUUCUAUAAUAUGAUAGAUUAUAUAAACAUGAUAAUUUGUUAAGUGAUAUAAAAUGGAAUGACAUAAUAUUACAGUAAUUUAAUAUAGAAGACAUUUAAUAGAUUUACACAAUGAAAUGAAGUCAUUAAAAAUAUGUCGAGUUUAUGACAACUGAUAAACAAUAUUUUUUAUUUAUUAAUAGACUGUUAUACAAUGUAUGUUUCAUUAUGAAAUAAUUCUAAUUUUGUUUACAUUACAGCAUUGCAAAAUAAUACUUAACAUUUUCACAAAUCUGUUGAUAUUUUUUUUAAAUGUAAAUGAAUUUUUACUUAUUAAUCAGUAUAAACAAAUAUAUUUAAAUAUUUUAUAUGAUCAGUAGAAGAUUAUAAGCGGUAAAAAGUGUAACAUCUCUAUAUAAUAUAUAUUUUAUCGGUUCUAUUUUAAUUAUAAAAAAUAAAUAUCAAUGAAUAAGUACCAAUAAUUAUAAAAAUACUACAAAUUCUACGUAAAUGAUGGAAAUACGAUUUCCAUAUGUGAUAAUAUAUAUGUAACUGCUAAUAUCACAGGUAAAAAUAUGGUAUGAAAAAAUUUAUUACUUAACAUCUUUCAAAUACUUUGUAUAAAUUAGGUAAACUGGCUAUUUGCAAUAUAGUUGAGUCAUGAGCAAAAUGUUUUGGAGGUAAUAAACUUUCCUUAAUUGCUGGAUAUAAAAUAUGUUCUGUAACAUAUUUCCAGUCAUGUGUAUUAUGAAUAGGAUUCAUUUCACUGAAGUAUUUUGCUGUUUCUCUGCAAAUAUUUUGGAAACAUGGCUGUUCGGUAGUCCAAUCAACCUCUGUUGAUAAGCGCAAAAUAUAUAUUGGUAAGCCUCCCUCAAAUGGAAAGUACUUAUCUGAAAAUAAAUAUAUUAUUUUCAUAUAA
This is a messenger RNA of Vespa velutina, 1715 nucleotides long. It is a transcript of the gene Roe1, whose product is annotated as grpE protein homolog 1, mitochondrial. Gene Ontology annotation, molecular function: adenyl-nucleotide exchange factor activity; protein-folding chaperone binding; protein homodimerization activity. NCBI's taxonomy places the organism in Eukaryota, Metazoa, Arthropoda, Insecta, Hymenoptera, Vespidae. The coding region runs from base 90 to 797 and encodes 235 amino acids. Gene Ontology annotation, biological process: protein import into mitochondrial matrix; protein folding. The record is from RefSeq and is a predicted model, not a curated record. Gene Ontology annotation, cellular component: PAM complex, Tim23 associated import motor. The transcript is spliced from 4 exons.